AUGGACGGUAAAAUAGGCAGGUGUUUUGCUCUAAUCAUAGGCAUUCUCGUGACUUGUAGUUUCUCGAUCGGCGGGAGACAGCACCGGCAACACCUGUUUACGACGCAGGAGAGCACCAGGCUGGCGGGCAGCGCUUUCAGCGAGAAAUCGGCCGUCGGUUCGGCCGUGCGGUGCUCGGCUCUCUGUGCCAAGCAUUCCCGCUGCGUCUCGUUCAACUACGCAAAGGUCCUGGGCCUAUGCGAGCUGAACCGGAACACGAGCCGCAGCCUCCCGGGGAAUUUGGAGGCAGAUGCCCGCUUCAAGUACUACGAAAUCAUGAACCAAGUAAGUGAAAUUCGGCCAACCGAAGGAACACAGACUACUACCACACAGGAACCUACUACUGAGGAACCGACUACUACACAAGAACCAACUACUGAUGAGGAACCGACUACUACUACACAGGAACCAAUUACUGAUGAGGAACCGACUGCUACCACACAAGAACUAACUACUGAUGAGGAACCGACUACUACCACAGAAGAAACAACUACUGAUGAGGAACCGACUACUACUACUACACAAGAAACAACUACUGAUGAGGAACCGACUACUAAACUAGAACCAACUACAACGGAACCUACCACUGCGGUUACUACUUCACAGGGACUAACUACUCUGAAACCUUCUACAACUACUACACAGGAAGUAACGCCUACCAAUGAACCUACUACUAUGGUACCUACUACACAAGAACAAACUACCAAGGAACCUACCACGGUUGUUACUUCUUCACAGGAAUCAGCUACUCUAGAACCGACUACUACUACACAGGAACCAAUGCCUACAAAGGAACCUACUAUGAUGUAUACUGCGCAAGAACCAACUACUAAGGAACCGAUUACUACGAUGCCCACCACCCAGGAACCAUCUUCUAAAAAACUAACUACUGAAGUACCAACUACUCAGUCGCUCACCACAGCAAUUGUUACAGAUCCGAUUUUGUGGUCCUGUUCGGCACUCAGAGAUAACGGGUACAUAUUCGACGGCUAUUACAUGAUUGAUCCCGACGGGGCAGACGGUGAAGAGGCGUUCCAGGUAUUCUGCUCAGAAAUGACAACGGUUGGGUGGACCACGGUUGACCAUCCUGACUCCAAUUUGGAUAUUGCCGUGACCUCUGACCCCUUCGAUGUGACAAUUGCUUACUACGCUAAUAAAGACCAGAUUCAAGCACUUAUUGGCGUAUCCACGACCUGCCGUCAGUAUCUCAGCGCCGACUGCAGGAACGCCCAUUUGUGGAUGGGCAAGACGCGGCUGGCGUGGUGGGUGGCUGAAGACGGUGCCAAGAUGGACAAUUGGGCCGGGGCAGCAACUGGGACAAAAGGGUGUAGCUGCUCCGGAUCUUGUGCCGGCGGUAAUUCGGAACACCGAUGUAACUGCGGUGCAGUAGCUGAUCAGUGGUACUCUGACGGUGGAUUCAUCGUGGACGAAGCCCGGUUACCAGUAAAGGCCCUUCACUUCGACAACGCAGCUCCCCCGAACCACCAGCUCUACUACAACCUCGGGGGGCUGCAGUGCGCAAAGAUGAGCCUUUCUAGUAAUGGUUAA
Molecule: messenger RNA, 1587 nt
Organism: Patiria miniata (bat star)
Lineage: Eukaryota; Metazoa; Echinodermata; Asteroidea; Valvatida; Asterinidae
Product: mucin-2-like
Exons: 6
Coding region: 1-1587 (528 amino acids)
Source: RefSeq, a predicted model, not a curated record